This is a messenger RNA of Cyprinodon tularosa, 3536 nucleotides long. It is a transcript of the gene il20ra, whose product is annotated as interleukin 20 receptor, alpha. Gene Ontology annotation, molecular function: protein binding. The record is from RefSeq and is a predicted model, not a curated record. Lineage: Eukaryota; Metazoa; Chordata; Actinopteri; Cyprinodontiformes; Cyprinodontidae. The transcript has 7 exons. Bases 276 to 1970 code for a protein of 564 amino acids.
CACCUGCUCAGGUGCUCAAACCAGAGAGGCCGCAUUCCUUAUGGCCAACACGGAAACCUGUCAGCGGGAAUUAUUUAGUUUUUAGAUGCAGUUUCCAAAGGCAGCGACAGCUACCAUCUCAGAGAGAAACUUUCUCUUUUAUAUUUUUAUAUUGGGGCUGUCAAUUUGCCUCUGAUCAUUUCUUUGAAGUUAGAAGAAGGAUCUGUUCUCAGACAGGUGUUUCAUUUGGGAUUUAUAUCCGCCGAUUUCUUGGAAAAAAAUGACCUCCCCGGACCAUGAUGUGGACUGAGCUGCUUUUUCUUUGCCUUUCUGUUCUGCAUUGCGCAGUCUCCUCCUCUCCACCUACGCCUGUUAAUGUCAGCUUCUCUUCUGUGAACCUGAGGAAUGUGCUCCACUGGUCUCCAGGAAGUGGCACACCAGAUGGUACACAUUUUGCAGUGGAAUACAUUAUAUAUGGAGAGAGCACAGAGGCCAGCAAAGGAAAACGUGGGCAUUGGAGGGCAGUGCAGCAUUGUACUAAUAUUGUGCGGACUUGGUGUGAUCUGAGUCUUGAAACAUGGGAUGAGGAAAAGGGAUACCUUGCAAGAGUCCGUGCACUGGGAAGGAAGUCAUCUUCAAAAUGGACUCUGACAAAAAGAAGAUUUGAUCCAAAGUGGGACACCAUUCUUGGACCUCCACUGGUUUCUGUGAGAAUGAAGAACAACAGUGCAAUUAUCACACUUAAGGGGCCGAUGAGGUAUUCACCAAACAACGACACCCCACCGCUGAGCAUGAAAUCAUUCUACCAUCGCAUGUCUUACAACCUCUCCAUCUACAUCCGCCAUCGCAACCAGAUGUACCAUUUUCCACUGGACACCAGCCAAUACAAAUACCAGCUGCUGGAGUACAAUACAGAAUACUGCUUCUUUGCCAAGUCAAGGUUCCUCUCCAUACCAAUGCAAUGCAAGUCUUCGGCUUGGCAUUGUAUAAUAACACCUCAAGAUCCUGUCAUUAAGCAGCUGCAACAGGUGGUUGUGGGGAUAGUUGUUCCAUCCCUUUGCAUCUUUAUAAUUGGGUUGGUCAGCUACCUUCUCUACAACUAUGUGGCUGCGAAGGAACAAAAAAUCCCACCUAUAUUGAAAACGUUCUUUCACCAAAAUCAUUCCUGGCUUCCUCCUGAUUAUGUCAACCUUCAGCUAGCCAGAAUAAUUCCUGUCAAGCCUCCUCAACCCACUGAGAUCCCAUUGAUUGUUCCACCGCCUGAAGCUGGAUACUUAUCACAGGGACCUCAUGUACCCCAAGAGCCUGAAGAACCCAUGAACGAUUCGUCAGUUGACUAUAGCUUUGUGGCUCCAAAAAAAGCAGGUGUUGGAGAUGAGGGCACAGGACCGAGUAAGCAGGAUGAAGGGGAUGGUGUGAAUAAUUUGACAGGUGAACUCCAGAAAUGUCCUGAUAGUGACAAGGAGAACAAUAUUGACAUCAAAGAUGAUGGGAACAAACCUCAGCCACCAAAACCAGAACCUGCUAAAAGAGAGAUUAACGCUGCAAUGCAAACUGGUUUACCAUCAAAAGCUCAGGAUCCAAUACAAUCUAAUCAAAGAUCAUGCACACUAAACGUCCAUCUAGGCCCACCAUUAAUAAAAGAGGAAGAAAGGAGGGAAGCAUCAGAGGAAAGUGAGCAGAACCCAAACCAGUGUGAGAAUGACCGUCUCCUUUCUGGUUAUGUUUCUCAGAGAAUCUCAACCAUUCCCCGUUUUGACAUUGAACAGUUUGAUCGCUUAUCAGAUGACUAUGGUCAUCUGAUAAGUGGAGGGAGAGAGGACAAGAAAACCGAGAAUUGUGAGCUGGAUUAUGUGACGAGGAGACAGCUGAAUUUUGAAAGUUUGAUUGUAAGACAAACAAGUCAGGAGGCACAGGUAGAGGAGGAAAUAAUGGGAGAAGCAGAUGAUAUUCUUAGCAAAUGGGACCUGGUCAUCUCAGUGGAUGAAUAGAAAAGAUAAAUUAUCAUCACUGUGAAAGAAUACAUUAUAAAAAAGGAAUGAUCUGAUGCGGUAGUAUUGGAAUUUUGUAUAGGGAUUGUGGAUCUAUAAAUGUGAAAUGGAUUUAUGAAGGUGCAGAUAACAAAGAAGUGAAGGGAUCUGAAGCCAAACAUGCAAGCCAUUUGAGAACAAUGAGGCCAGACUUUACUCUAACCUUCGACCCCAUUAGGAACAUUCUCCGAGCAUUUACAAAACAAUUGUAUUACACCACACGAAGCUCAGGCAGAAAUCAUUUACUUUGGAUCAUUUUUUAAAAUCUUGAAAUUAUAUAACUAUGAGAAAGUUUUUAGAAAGUGUGUAAACAAAGAUUUAUAAUGGCUAUACUAAGCAUGCAUAUAAACAUAAAAUGUGUACGCAGGACACCAAAACAGGCUUUCAGUUGUUCUUCUUUUGUUCUUGUUAGACAUUCAUUAAUAACAAGCAAUCAAAAAAAAAAAUAAACAACAUAAUCGGCUAAUGAAGAAUUAUCUUAUCAGUUCUGAACUACUUUGACUUUUUGAAGGAAGAUUAUCAAUCCAAUAACUUAUAAUUUACAUGUUUAAGUUUGUAUUGUUGUUAAAGGUUGAUCAUGAAACUACUAAAGCAAGGCUGCUUGCUUUAUAUAUACCUGUUUACAUUGGAUCUCUGUCAAAUGUAUUGAGCUUUACAGCAUAAUUGUAUUCUGUGGUAGCGGUUGUUUUAUCAUCAGCUCAUUUUGUAUGUAUCUAUACAUCUGUUUGUAGUUUAGUACUUUCAGUUGUAAAAAUUAUUUUUGAUCAUUUUGAUUUAGUUCCGAACAUUAAAUGUUUUGUUCCAGUCAAAUCACUUAUAACUAUGUAAUUCUCAUGUAUUUAUAUCAGCAUUACGUAAUUGCAGAUGCCCAGAGGAAAACAGCAGUUAUACUGUGAGUGUUUACUGUUUCUAGAUACAUUUAUAUAGCAUUUUAAUCCUAAAUUUACCUUUACUCAUAAAGUAAAGUACAGCCAAAGCUGUCAGCUCCUUUCCCCCCACUAUAUAAUUUUUGACCUCCUUUUAAGGCAAACAGGUUCCUGUUAUCAGUAUUAACACUUCUGCCAUGUCUUGAUUUUCUGGUUUUAUGUAAAUCUUGUGCUACUGUUUUUGAAAUAAGAUAUGUAUCUGAAGGUGUUUGUUUUGUUUUGUUUUUUUUGUCUCACGAUUACAAGUUACCUGACCUCUUCACUUGCUGCUGAAACUUCCUCAUUCCACUGGCCUAAGCAGGCCGAGCUGAAGUAGUUCAAUCAAUUACAGUAAAGCAAAUGCCUUUUAUUUUCCCACUGAGCUGUAACUACAGUGUAUCUACAGUGAUCGAUAUGAUGCAUUUAAUUGUGCUAAAUAAAUGAGGACAUGUUUUACAUUGUUUUGGGAUGUAAUUGUAUAAAGAAAAUGGCAGAUUAAAAGAUAAACAAAAUGUACCACAUACUUUCUUUCUGUAAGCUCAUGUUAGGUGAGGGCUAUCUCCUCCCAUACCUCUAUACUGGAAAAAAUUAGAAGGCUCAAAUACAGGCUUGCAUGCUACAA